Symbiodinium natans is the source of this 312-nucleotide messenger RNA. Lineage: Eukaryota; Dinophyceae; Suessiales; Symbiodiniaceae. The record is from the annotation of a GenBank genome assembly.
AUGGCAGACUGUGCUGCUGGUGUCGACGUGAUUCUUGCAGCAGGUGCUUGCCACAAGCUUUGGUUGCGCUGCUACUUUGCCGGCUGUCGAGCGGUCGGCGUGCGUGACCGUCACUCCCUACUCUCUGAUGCAGCCUUGCCGGAGUUUCCUUUUGAUUUUCCGGACACCCAAGCUGGCCAGCAGCAGUCAGCUCAAGAGGGCGCGGAGUGCCAGUCCCGCUUUCUACGCCGACCGCCAGCCAAGCGCCCGAACUUCGAACUGCUCGGGGUACAUUCUCCUCAUACACCUGACUGGAGCUCCGGUCUUAGCUGA